UGGCAAUAUCCGAAAUCCUUCCAGAAUGUCAUGUCUUUCUUGUCCUUGUAAGGACAUUUUUUGGUCCCCACGACGAAAACCGCUCGUGUGUGUCAUGCCUGUUGUCUUGUGACCGUUAAAUGUUGCAAUAAUGCUUGUAGGCCUAAGUUACAUGCUGUAUUAUUCAGAAUAGGUCUAUAUGCUAACAAUUGUCGUUUUCAUUUUCUAAUUCAAGAGACUUUUUGUAAACAAUGUAAACAAAUUGGUGGUAGGCCUACUUUUGGAGUGAUUUUUUGGAAUAAAAUAUUUAUCUUAACAUGUAGGGCGAUCAUCAUUCGAUCUGCGUUCUUAAAAAUGUCAAAAGUGUGAUUAGAUAAUCAGUAAAGUCAGAUAUAACCAAUUUGAAGUGAUAGCAUCUAUUGCUUAGGUAACCACUGAUUGAUUUUUCAAUGGCUUUGGCAGAAUUACUUUCCCUUUCACUUUAUGUAACAACCAGUCACCACUCCUGGUUAAAACUCUAUCGAGAGUUUUUCCACAAACAAAGCUAAGGGAAAGAAAAGGGAAAAGGCAGACAGAUUAUUCAACUUCUUAUUUAGUAUAAAAAGUGCAUAUUCAUGACAUGUCAGAUGUAAACAUGUUUCUUGGAAGACAGUGGUGAGGAAAGUCCCUCCACCCUCCCUUUUUCACCUGACCUCAGCUCUGUCACUGCAACAAAACGCUGGUUAUUUUUCUCUCCUGAAAUCAUCAUUGUGACUACUGUUAAAUAUAUAUAUAAAAAAUCUCAUUACUAAUCCCUGACAUUCCCUUUAUUAUAUCACUAAAUUUUUUUUUUUUUCCUGGAUUGCUGUUGUGUGCAUUGUGCAUGAAAAUUUUCAAUAAAAUUGGUCAACCAGUAUAUCUAUAGGCUUCACCGCAUAUGAAAAAGAUAUGAUAGAAUAAAAAUUAGAGAGCACUGACUGAGUGUUGCAACAGCUUUAAGAUUGAAAACGGGUUUCAAAGUACAAGUUCUUGAAAACGAUACCAUAUUGUCUUUGGUUAAACCACAAAAAAAGGUGAAUUUGUGAAAAAGGUGAUGUUAUGCGUUAUGUUAUGUGUUCAGUCUAAAGACAAGUAAUUUUUCUUUAGGAAGUGACAUCAACUACUGGCUAACAAUAUGCAUAAUUCAGCGGUUUUAGUCGUUUUCGUUGAUCGGUGUGAACGGGGACCGAUUUGAUGAUGUCUGCACACGAAAAACGUAAAGAAAAAUCUUUUCCCUUUUUAAUUUUUAAUUUUUGCAUUUGCCCCAGCUAAGGAUCCUAGACCUUUCCGGAAAUCCAUAUCCCUACUAUGGGCUUCCACACUCAUUUGGUAACUUAAAUUAUCUUACCAUCUCUUUCACUCUAUCGUGAAAUGGUAUUAAGCAUUACUCAGAGUUGUGUUGUGCAUUAGCUGUACUUUUUUUUUUUAACUUCCAGUAUUAGCUUCUUGUGUAAUACAGUUAAACACCUAACAGUAUGCCAUUAAAUAUGACAUUUUCCUUCAUUUUUGAAAGCAUGUGAUUAUUGCAUUCUUUUACCCAAAUGAAGUUUUUUCUCAUUUAGGGGAAGUUCAGUGUUAUGCAUUUAGAGAAGUUCUGAUAAAAAUGCCAUUCUGUAUUUGUAUGUGGUUAAUACCAUUGCAAGAGUGUCUUCAUAUAAAGCCAUAUAAUAGUGCGCACAGCAGAGAUCAAGCUGCAAAUGGACAGGAGGAAAAUCAUAAAAUUCUUUAUUGACUAAUUUUCACGUUUCAUAUCAAAGGAUGUCUUCCACCGUCUGGCCAGUUGUUAUCUCAUAUCUCUUAGUUAUUCCAUUUAAAGCACAUGGUGAACAUUUCGGAUAUUGUUCCAGUGAACACACAAAAGAUCUUUCCGAUAAUAAUCUAACAAGGAUACCAUUACAUUUAUCAAACAACAUAGAGUACUUAGAUUUGUCACACAACAACUUCUCCAGCAUUGUUUAUGGUGACUUGUCUGGUUUAACCCAUCUCUGCUUUCUGAAAAUCACACACUGUGGACUUCAACACAUCUCCCCUGAUGCCUUCCACAGCAACCCUGAAAUCAAAGUUCUGAACAUCUCCUACAACCAUCUGACCAUCAUUCCAAAUUUGCAUUUGCCCCAGCUAAGGAUCCUAGACCUUUUCAGAAAUCCCUAUCCCAACUAUGGGCUUCCACACUCAUUUGGUAACUUAAAUUAUCUUUCCAUCCUUGUGAUUGGUAGUCCAGAUGGUACUUCUCUUAAAGUGGAAGACUUUGUUCCUCUUCGAAACAUCUCUUUGAAAAAAAUCAUAUUUGGAGAUGGAACGGAACUACACAACUAUGAAAAGGGUGUUUUUUCGCAACUCAAAUCAGUACAAGAAGUCAUUCUCAAAGUGACUUUUUGUCAACGUUUUGACAUUUUCAAAGACAUGAUUCUAGAUUUUGACCAAACCCAAACUAAAAAAAUUCAGCUUAUUAAGUUAUUUCCAGACCAGUGUAACAUAACGACUGACCCAUUUGAUGCUUUUAAAGAUUUGCGCGUCCUCAGUAACUUAAGCAUUGUAGACACCUGGAUAAACAGCUCUGUGUUGGUCAAACUGGUCCAAAAUAUUUGGAAAUCAUCUUUUGAGGAAAUUGCCUUUUUAAACAUCACAUACAAUGAGGACACUCCAGAUGGCUUCCAGCUACCAAUGCAGAAUCACACCUUGAAUCUACGAGCGAUCAUACUCGAUGGUGUGCGUCACAAUCGGUACCGCUUCACCACUUUUAACAUGAGCAUGGAACUAAUCAACCAACUAACCUACCUGAAAUUCUCUGGUACUCCAAUGAAUAUUCUACCAUGUAAUCUAAUUUCAGUCAUAAAGUCACUACAAGUCUUGGACUUGUCAAACAACCUCUUGGAUGAAAACGGCUUCUGGUGGAGUGGCUGUACAUCACACAAAGUGUUUCCAGCCUUGAGGAAACUCUCACUAAGCCAUAACCGUUUCAAAGACCUCGCCGAGAUUGCCAACAAAGUCACUGAUAUGAAGUUCUUGGAGUCUCUUGACUUGAGUUUCAACUCUAUUUACAUAGACAAGACGUGUUUUUGGCCGUCCCACCUGACUGAACUGAGUCUCAGCCACAACGAUCUAGGAAAUGAUGUGUUUCGCUUCUUAUCACCACACUUCCAGAAGAUAGACCUCUCAAAAACAGGAUUAAGUGUCAUUCCUUUAAAUAGUAUAUCAUUGCUUCCCAGACUAACACACCUCUAUAUGAGCUUUAACAGCAUACAGGUCAUCCCGGAAGAUAUUUGGGCGCCUGCCUUAGUAAGCCUGCACAUUGACCAGAACGCAAUUACUUCUAUUAGCCAGAAAACAAUUGAAGCUCUUCCCAAGCUGAAGACUUUAAAAGCCGGCCACAAUCCAUUUAGCUGUGAUUGCGAUUCCUUUUGGUUCGUGACGGAGUUGAAUAAGUCACUUCUACUAGAUUGGCCACAGGAUUACGUUUGCAGCACUGCAUCAUCGUUUUCCGGAAAGCGCCUGGCGACGUAUGAGUACGGGUGGCUGUCCUGUCAACUGAGCUUGCAGGCUGCUGUGGUUCUGCUGGUGUUAUUUGUGGUAGGAGGUGCUCUGGCCAUCACUUUUUAUGCUUGUGAUUGUGUUUGGUACACCAAAAUGCUUUGGGUGUGGAUACGAAUGAAGAGGAGAGGCUCCAAGAGGUCUAAUCGAUUGCUCAAUGCCACCUUCCGCUACCAUGCCUUCAUUUCCUACAGCCAACAUGACUCAGUUUGGGUGGACUCUCAGCUGGUACCUGAAUUAGAAAGGUCAGACCUGUCUCUUUGCAUCCAUGAGAGAGACUUUGAACCUGGGAAGUGGAUUGUGGACAAUAUAAUCCAGUGUGUAGAGGACAGCUACAAGAGCCUCUUCAUCCUGUCCAAAAACUUUGUGCAAAGCGAAUGGUGCAACUAUGAACUGUUCUUCGCCCAGCACAGGGCCAUCAGCGUGAAUGACGACUCUUUGGUCUUCGUUCUUUUGGAGCCCAUACCGACAGACUCUCUGCCCAAGAAGUAUCUAAAGUUAAGAACGCUGCUAAGGCAGAAAACAUACUUGGAGUGGCCCACAGAUGAACGCAAGCAGCGAGUAUUUUGGUUUAAUCUUAGAGCUAUUCUGCAGACCGUGGGCCAGAGUAAGAUUUUAAAGGACGUGGCCACAGACAUUGCAGAGACAUGUCCUCUGCUGCCUGUUAAAGAAUGAAGAACCUUAAUUCCCUGUCUUUUAAUGAACCUACAGGGCAGAACAAAAUCUCUAUUAUUCCAUUUAUCAUUUUCAUUUCGGAUAGCCACCCCACCCAGAGAAUGUGUACUAAAUGAAAUGUAUUCUUCUAAAAGUCUUGGCCUGUGUCUCCACCUACUGUUGAACUUUAGAAAUGGUACAGGCCAUUGUAUUUUUAAGGACAAUGAUUUGCAAGUACUAAUCAUUUAAAUGUGGACUGAAUUAAAUAUUUCACCAUAAUUAUAUGUGUGUGUGUGUGUGUGUGUGUGUGUGUAUGUGGGUAAUGUAUAUUUACACAGUUAUUGUUAUUGUUUGUAUUGUUAUUUGGGGGUUUAGUGUGUGACAAUUUUGAAACAAUUCAUAAAACAGCUAAAGUGUACAAUGCUUUUUAUACAAUUAAUAAAUAUUGCAAAUGUAUAAAAUUUAAAA
Molecule: messenger RNA, 4650 nt
Organism: Pimephales promelas (fathead minnow)
Lineage: Eukaryota; Metazoa; Chordata; Actinopteri; Cypriniformes; Leuciscidae
Product: toll-like receptor 1
Biological process (GO): inflammatory response; immune response; toll-like receptor signaling pathway
Cellular component (GO): plasma membrane
Molecular function (GO): transmembrane signaling receptor activity; protein binding
Source: RefSeq, a predicted model, not a curated record